Paramecium sonneborni is the source of this 850-nucleotide messenger RNA. Lineage: Eukaryota; Ciliophora; Oligohymenophorea; Peniculida; Parameciidae. The record is from the annotation of a GenBank genome assembly.
CUUACUUAAUUUAAAACAAUAAUUAAAUCAUAACUAUGAGUCUUACGAUUCUAUGGAAAACAGGAAUAUUGAUUGGCAAUGUAGCCUUUUUAACUGGAGGUUAUGUACUUGCGAAAAUGCUCUAUAAAAAUUAUCUUAAUUUGAAAAAUGAAUCAAAAAGAUUGAAAUAGGACGGAUAAUCAAAUUAUUAAUAUUUAGUUGAUGCUUUCAAAGACAAAGUUGGAGAAGUAGUUGAAAUUGAAAAUUUAUCUUUUAUUGGAACAACAUAGUAAAAUUUGAAUUUAAUUAUAGACCAAUUUCUAAUGAUUCCUAUGUGAAAUCAAAAGUAAAUAAUAAAGAAAGGUAUAUUUGUGUUCAAGGUGUAUUAAAGGAGUAUGGCAAAAAUGUAAUCCAAACUUAAUGGAUUUAAUUAUUCAAUUUAACAGAAAAUGAUCAUAAAGUCAUAAUUUAAGUAAAGAAUAAAGAAUCUUUUAUGCCUAAUUUAUUCAAAAGUUUAUCAGCACAUUAAGAUAAUUAAAUUGGUGCUUAAGUUAAAGAAGCAUUUAGUGUUGACGUAACAGAAAAAGGAAUUGCUGUAUGAUAAUUAAAUAUACUUUAGUUUGGAACAAAUUUAUAUGUGUUUGGGAAAUUCAUAAAAACAAAAUUAGGAUAAUUUAAAUGUGUUGAUUCAAAAUUAAUAUGUGAUGCAAAAGAUGCAGCAUCAUAAACUUAAACUUAUUCUUAUGCCUUUUUAGUUGGAGCAUCUUGUGUAGUAGCGUUUUCUUUAAUAAUUUCUGGAAUAUGUCUAUAUUUUACUUUUGGUGAUGAUCAAAAAAAUACUCAAAAAUAGAAAAAAGCUAUAAAAGGAUGA